Molecule: messenger RNA, 5173 nt
Organism: Terrapene triunguis (Three-toed box turtle)
Lineage: Eukaryota; Metazoa; Chordata; Testudines; Emydidae
Gene: NATD1
Product: N-acetyltransferase domain containing 1
Exons: 3
Coding region: 174-506 (110 amino acids)
Source: RefSeq, a predicted model, not a curated record
GCAGGCGCACAUCAUGUCUCUCCCCGCCGGUCAUCGUUCUGUACCUUCCCCCUGCUGACCAGGGAGAGAAGGAGCUGGUCCAGCCCUAGAAAUAACUACAUCUCUCUGUCCCCGCACAGACGUUAGGGAAAAAAACAACAACCAAAAUUCCAAGAAACAGCCCACCCAGCAACAUGGCACAUGCAGCUCAGCUCAAUAUCCUGGAGCAGAACUGCCCCAUCCAGGUGGAGCACGAUCGCAGGAGGAGACAAUUCACAGUGCGGCUGAAUGGUUGCCACGACAGGGCAGUGUUGCUCUACGAGUACGUGGGGAAGAGGAUAGUGGACUUGCAGCACACGGAGGUACCAGACGCCUACCGAGGAAGAGGAAUAGCCAAGCACCUGGCUAAGGCAGCCCUGGACUUUGUGGUCGAAGAGGACCUCCGAGCUCACCUGACGUGCUGGUACAUUCAGAAAUACGUCAAGGAGAACCCCCUGCCGCAGUACCUGGAACACUUACAGCCUUAACGCAGGAGACUGCGGAGCCCGGACUGCUCUGGCAGCAGCACGCCCUGCCCCUGACUGUCCGAUGCGGCCUUCGCUUCUGCGCGGUCUCAGGAAGCCCCACGCGCUCUCAGAAUCCUUAUUUUUGUAAGUGCGGACGUGGGGGCUGUGACCCUCCCAAAUAGCGCCGGGGCCCUGGUAAUGCACAGCAGCCGGGCCCUUCCACAGCUGGGCUGGCUCAGGGUUCUGUUGACAGCCGCCUCCCCUGUCACCGCGCCACGGGGUGGAAGGCGAUGGCUUCUGUCGGCCUCCUUCAGCAGCGUCCUCACCCCUGCGGCUCGUCGAAAGCAAGAAGCUGGCGGGCGGAUGUCGGCUUGGGGUAGCCAUCGGGCUCCACCUCUCCUCCAGGAACGUGGGGGGCUGCUGCAGAUCAACCCAUCCUGAGCUGAAGGGGGAUUGUGGAGAGGGGCAGAGUCUUACCCACCUUUCGUCACGGAGGGGAUGGAAGAGUCCGGUGAUAAAGCCUGACAAGCCCAGCCGGUGCCAUUUGCUGUGUGGGCUGGAGCUGGAGAGGAGCGAGUUCCGGCCGGUUAGCUCCCUUCGGGCAAAGCAAGGAGCAUUAGCAUCAAGUCCCAGAGGAUGGACGAUUGGGUCUUAGGGGACUCUCUCUGCAUGCUCCAGAGCCAUUGGCGCCUUGAUGCCUUCUGUCCCUGAAAGGGGACCUAUGUGAGAUGGUCUGUCGUCAGCCUCUGUCAGAGGCAGGCAGCAUCACGGAGGGUUGCUCAAGAGCAGUGGCUCAGCCCAGACCUCCUUUCAGUAGCCCAGUAGCUUGAGGUGUGGGCAAGGGAAGGGAGGUUAUAAACUUUGCAACCCCAUCAUGGACAGGAGUGUUUUGAGCCAGUCUCUCGUUUUGCUGGAUCCUCAACUCCGCCCUGAAGGGGGGGACGUUUCCCUUCUGGGGCUGGAGCAGUAACAGACAGGAAUGCCUGCCAUUGCCGCAGGCUUUGCUUCUCUGCCUCUUUCGGAUUCCAAGGGGAGGUGAGUGACAAGGAAGGGACAGAGGCGCCGUCAGCAAGGGGAACACAGGGGUCCCGUGGAUGAGCUAAGCAGGUGCCACCAUCCCAGCCAAGCGCACAAACGUACACGCCACGCUGAGCCAAGCAGGACAUGAUCCUUGAGGUGUUCAGGCCAAGCCCGAGGGAGGGAGAAGAGAAUGUGUCCAAUCCCCGUGGAGAAGCAGGGGUGAGGCUGUUGCAUUCAAUGCCAAAUGCUGUCUCCCCUGCCCAAGCUCUGCUCUUCCACUGACUUACUGAGCCCCCUUCCCCCCACCCCUGCCCUUUGGGAGGCUGGGGCCAGGAGCAGGGCGGGGGUCAGGGAUACAGAUGCAGCACGUGAGUCGAGAGAUGCUGCUGCCACCGCCGUUCAGUCAAUAGCACAGGCCUGGGGUUUGCACAGGGAUCACUCACUGGUCACUUCCCUCUCCGCUCCCCUGCCCGGCAUUGUCUGCUAACCCCUACUGCUAGGGAACCCGGGCACCCUGGCGGCUGAAUCCAAGAGCUGCCCGCCCAAGGGGGAGGCGUCGGACUUUUGUCCUCCCCUUUUCGUGCAGCAGCGGAGGGCUGACAUGCCAGGCGGGGAGCGAGGGGUGUGUUCUGCUCCAUCCCAGUCUCUCACACUGAUCAUUUAGACUUGGGGGGGAGGGGGGUUACCCUUCAGGAACCUCUCGGUGCUCGGGAUGUGGAGGGCCGCGCUCUGCUCCAAGUCACACGGGGCAACGUCAGGAAAGUCACUGGGUUUGCGUGGGUGAAACUUGUAGCCGACUCUCCCCCAGCACCCUCAGUUAGCUCAUCCUGCUGAUUUUGAAGGGCUGCAGUGAACUAACGGGAACUGCAAGGAGCUCCUGUAUUUAUAUUAGGCUAAAUCCUGAGAGGUGCUGAGUAUUGCCAACACCCAUUGACUCCAACAGAAAUGGCAACACCACUUUGGAGUUGACCCUAUCAUCUCUGGGCCAGAUCUUGAAGGCCGUAGUCCGAAACUCCUAAUGGGAGCCUGGCCUAUGUGAUCUGAUUUGCUUUUGUUGGACAUUAUAGACGUCUUCCGGCAUUCAUUCGAGUUGCUAUUUUUUUUCAGUUACUAUAUUUUUAAAUUAACCCUUCUGGUGCUGGCUUCUGCUGCAGCGACAGACCAGUCAGCAGAGCGUCUCUAAACUGCUAUUAUUCCCUCCCUCACAAGUCAUGAAAUGCUGUACCUCGGAAGCAAGGGAGGUCUGUUUUGUCCCGUGCACAGGCAUGUGAGGCAGUGAGGAAGCAGAUCAAGAGUUCCUGCUAACCAGCCCCUCGCUGCUGCUCCCAGGCUGUUCUGCCACAGCCGGGGCACCACCUGUUUCUACUUGGCACGUGGGGAAGAAAUAACCCAGUUCAGAUACUGAACCAUGGCUAUGCACAGCUUGCAUCCUCACAGGCUGAUGCGGCAUCAGUGGUCGGUGACUGCAUCUGUGUGCUAUGGCUCAGUGUUGUCAUAUCUUCCCCUAUUGACAAGGUGUUGUCCCAUUGUCACUCAGCAUCAUGGCACUGAGAGGCCCAAAAUAUAGCCAGGGCUCAUUAAACGUCUUUCAGGACACUAGAUAGUCUCCAGAGAACCAGGGAAUGGCACUCAGGACGGGUGUCGAUGCUGUUCUCUGCGUGACAGAGCGCCCAGGGGGUGGGUGUCUUAGGCAAUUGAUAGUGAGAUAAGGAGCCUUUCACUGCUGGGCCAUAUUCAAAUCCACCCUACUUUGGUAGUGUCUGAAAGUUACAAUCUGAUCACUGCUCAGGGGUCUAAGUGAAACGAGUUGGGUGUAGAGAGGAUUCCUGGAACCUAAGCUCGAGCCCUCUGCAGUCAAUGGAUAGACUCUUGUUGACUUCACUAGACCUUAGCUCAGCGGUACAGAACAGGUGUCCUCAUCGCUGGCUGCUCAGCUGGUCUCUUUGGUGGCAGUAUCAGCAGACCAUCCAGUGACUGAAUCAGCAUGAAGACUGAACUAUCCUCCUUAGACUCCAGGCCAAGGUUGAGGCUCAGUGUGGGCUACUUUGCAGUUAGUCUGCCUUGCUACAAACUAGACAGUAUCUGUUCUGCAGACCUAGGACUUCAGACACCAGGGCUGUCACCAGCUGUUCCUUCACUCAUCUUAAAAUGACAGGCUGAAAUCUAACUGGCGUGGUUUAACUGACAACGCUCUGAUAUAAUCCUUCCUGGUCGCUCUCAGCUUCAUACCCCUUCUCCCACCCGCAACAUCGUUGGCUGGAAAAAACCCUCAGACCUGUCACACCACCAGCUUCCCAAGUGAAUGGACCUUUGUCCUGUCUAACAAGGCCGAUGAAAGUGACAGAAAUGCCUCAGAUUCGUGCUGUCCGUGGUAGUAUAUUGUUGGAGAGACUGCCCUGAACUUCUCCGUGCUUCGGAUGCACUGGGGCUUGACUGCUGCGUCUAGGAAAUCGUAGGGGGGAUCUGAAAAGCAGCAUGGGUAUAGAGUUAAAGGCCCAGUGCUCAAGAGGAAUCGAAGGUGCUACAUACUAGAGUUGUGUUUGGCAAAAUACAGAUAAGGCCUAGUUAAGAUGGGCACAGGGACAGAUCUGGCUGCACCAAAACUGAAGAAUGGUAGAAUUGCCCUACUCAUCACCAUCUCUUUCUCCUGUUGCUCGAGAUGAGAAGACACUAUUGUAACAGUGGUCCAGCAGAGUUGCGUGAGAAUUGCCCGCCUGGCUGCCUUGUAGAAGCAAAGUGCUGGACCAAGCCCAUCACUGAGAACCGCAUCCCACUUUUGGUAUUAACUUCUCUUGGGUGUACAGCUUCCAGACAUGCAAAGUUAUGUCUCCUGCUGGAAUGCCCACUGGAGGACUAUGGUGUUAUCAUUUCACAUGUGACGCUAUUGUGCUAUUUCCAUGGGAACCUUGGGCCUCCUAGAUCAGAUCGAGAUUGGCCACCCCUGCCUUAAAACAAGCGCAGUACAGGGACUUGCUGCUGCUUCACUCUGAGGUGCUGUCACCAUUUCUGUUUCUGAUACCAUGGAGACAUUUGAUAGUGUUUGUGCUCACAGUUCUGCUGUAUCCAUCCACCACCUUUCAUUUCCGGUAUUAUUUGAUGUUUGGGAAUAGCAAUACCUACUAGCCAAGGCAAGUCAUUGGUGCUGCUGCAGUCCUCCAUGCUACAAUAAUCCAUCAUUGGCAGCUGGAUGUGACCUGCAGGUCCCUGGUGAUGGAAGACUCUCCCUACACCACUUCCAUCACCCAUCCUUUCCUCGCUCAUCCCUGUGGGAAGGAGUCCCCUCAAUACCUUGUGUGCUCGACGGUGCUGAUUGAACUUGGGGGAUCUCGGACUCCUAGACGCUCUUGGAACAGGAAUGGGAAAGAGAUUUCAGGGGUGUGUUGAGAUCACAAAGCUCACUUGAACUAAAGACCUAAGGAAUAUAUAGGACAUUGUCAAACUGACUUCCGUGUCAACCAAUUUGAAGCUCCCUCUUUCUCGUAUGGCCUCCAGUGUUGUGUUUCCCGCUGUCUAGGGUUUUUUUUUUUUCUUUUUGAAUUCAGUGGUAACUAUGUGCCUUUCCUCCUCAGGACCUGACACAAAUGACCUUUCUGCUUUCAUUUGUGUCUAACAUUUUCCCUCCCUAUCUGUCACUAUUAAACAUGAACAUAUUGCAUGGAAUACAAUAC